AUGUAUCUCCAACAGCGCAAUGACUCCAUAAAAAGUCAACAUUCUCCCAAGUUCAUUCCACCAUCCACACCACCUUCCAUUCCUCAACAUCAACCUUUCCAAACUCCAGUACCUAAUUGGCCAGCUCCUGUUGGGCAAAGACCUUACAGACCCCCACCUCAGCCGUUCAAGUUUCCUCAACCCCGGACGGCCGUGACGUCACGAGAUCGAGGUGUCGAGGCCGAUGCGGCGGAUGCGGAGGGCGCGUUCGUGAUCUCGGCGCUCCGGGGAGCGCGGCGAGCACGCGCAGCCGAGAGGGCCAGUCUGGCCUCCAGUGACUCGGGGGACGAGGGCGCGGGCCAGCGGCCGCCGCGCAAGCGCACCCGCAGGCUGUCGCCGGAGCCCGAGGUCAUGCACCAGCCUUGUGCCAAUGGUGCGGUGGGCGCACCUCACCACCUCAAUGGUGACGCGUCCACGCAGAACGGUGACCUGCAACUGCCUGGCCUACGGAUGAGCCAGACUGACCAGGAAAUCGUGCGCCUCAUUGGCCAGCAUCUGCUCUCCAUUGGAUUAGAGCGCAGCGCAACGCUUCUGAUGGAGGAGUCGGGUCUGCACCUGGAGCAUCCAGCUGCGGCGACGUUCCGUCAGCACGUGCUGGCCGGUGACUGGGUGAAGGCCGAUUACGACUUGCGCGCGCUGCACGACUUGCUGCGGGACUCGCCCCACGUAGAACCCCACAAUCUGUCCGAGAUGAAGUUCGUGGUGCUGGAGCAGAAGUACCUGGAGCACCUGGAGGCGGGCCGCGCGUUGGACGCGCUACACGUGCUGCGCAACGAGCUGACGCCGCUGCAGCACGACACGGCGCGCGUGCACCGCCUUUCCGCGCUCAUGAUGUGCGCCGACGCGGCAGAGCUCCGCGCGCGAGCACGCUGGCCGGGGGCUGGACCGCUGUCGCGUGCUGCGGUGCUGGCGCGAGUGCAGCCACUGUCUGACAGACAUGAUGUUGUGCUGCAGGCGGUGCUCCCGCCGGCGCUGAUGAUGGCACCGGGGCGGUUGCGCGCGCUGCUGGCGCAGGCGGUGGCGCAGCAAGCGGCACGCUGCCGUUUCCACGCGGCGCCGCGCCCCGUGCCGCCCGACCACAUCCCCUACUCGCUGUUGGCCGACCACCACUGCUCGCCCGACCGCUUCCCCAUACACCCGCUGCAGGUACUGAACGAACACUGCGACGAGGUGUGGUACUGUAAGUGGUCACCGGACGGGUCCAAGCUGGCCUCGGGCUCCAAAGACAACACCGUCAUGAUAUGGGACUACGACCCUGCUGCCAAGCGACUCACCUUCAGGAAGUCUUUCGACGGGCACUCGUUUGGUGUUUCAUACCUCGCGUGGAGUCCGGAUGGACGCUACCUGUUGUCGGCUGGCCACGAAGACUGCCCAGACAUCUGGAUUUGGAAUAUGGAGACGGAGCAGCUGCACGUGAAGAUGUCGCACUCGAGCGAGGACUCGCUGACGGCGGCGGCGUGGCAGCGCGGCUCCGACAAGUUCGUAUGCGGCGGCGCGCGCGGCCAGUUCUACCAGUGCGGCGCGGACGGCGCGCUGCUCAACUCCUGGGACGGCGUGCGCGUCAACGCGCUGGCCUGCCGCGCUGACGGCCGCGUGCUGGCCGCCGACACGCACCACCGCGUGCGCAGCUACGACUUCUCCGACCUCACCGACCGCAACGUGAUCCAGGAGGAACACGCGGUGAUGGCGAUGACGCUAAACGCAGCCGAUACGCUGCUACUGCUCAACGUAGCCAACCAAGGCGUGCACCUCUGGGACAUACGUGCUCGGGCGUUGGUGCGUCGGUUUCGAGGCUUGAGCCAGGGCCACUUCACCAUACACGCGUGCUUCGGCGGCGCACAGCAAGACUUCAUAGCGUCCGGCAGCGAGGAUAAUAAGGUGUACAUCUGGCACAUGAGCGGCGAGGAGCCCAUCGCGGUGGUGUCGGGCCACACGCGCUGCGUGAACGCCGUGUCCUGGAAUCCGGUGCACCACGACGUGCUGGUCUCCGCCUCCGACGACUUCACGCUGCGCCUCUGGGGGCCCCGCGAGGCACGAGACCCGCGCGACCCCCCGACGCCCCCGACCCCCCGGGAUCCCCCAGCAGGCCGCGAGCUCCCGGCGCGCUCCUAG
This is a messenger RNA of Parnassius apollo (apollo), 2151 nucleotides long. Lineage: Eukaryota; Metazoa; Arthropoda; Insecta; Lepidoptera; Papilionidae. The record is from the annotation of a GenBank genome assembly.